CGCGCCCGGGGCGGACAUGUUGUCGCCGAGGCGGAAAGGGCGCAGCGGCCGUUCCCCGCCGGCGCCCGAGAAGAGCCGGCGGUCUCCGGCAGCCCGGGAGCCCGGCGGCGGCAGCUCCGCCAUGGAGGAGGGCGGCGGCGGCGGCGGGUUCCGCCUGUCGGCCGAGUGCCUGGACGAGCCGCCCAACAGCCGCGUGUUCGUGGUGCUGGGCAAGGACACCGGGGAGGCGCUGCUGCGGGACCGCUUCGCCCCCUUCGGCGACAUCCAGAACAUCUGGCUCCUGCGCGACAAGCGCACCAACGAGUCCCGCGGCAUCGCCUUCAUCAAGUUCGCCCGCAGCUCGCAGGCCUGCCGGGCCAUGGAGAUGAUGCACGGCCGCAGCCUGGCUCCCGACACCAAGCCCAUCAAGGUAUUUAUUGCACAAUCAAGAGCUUCUGGAAGCCACCGAGAUGUUGAAGAUGAAGAGCUUACACGAAUCUUUGUUAUGAUACCAAAAUCCUUUACAGAGGAAGAUCUCAGAGAUAAGUUUAAGAUGUAUGGAGAUAUUGAAUAUUGCAGUAUUAUUAAGAACAAGACCACUGGAGAAAGUAAAGGUUUGGGCUAUGUGAGAUAUUUAAAACCAUCCCAAGCUGCCCGAGCAAUUGAAGAGUGUGAUCGAAGCUACCGGGCCAUUUUGGCUGAACCUAGAAACAAGUCAUCUGAGUCCUUUGAACACGAGUAUUAUAGUAGCAGUAAUCAUACAAGGCAGGAACCAAGAGGAAAUAUGUUUCCAUUUGGUGGGCAGCCAGAGUUCUGUAGUUUUGAAAAAAAUGAGAGCAGAAUUCAGGAGUCAAUCUCCAAACGUCUGUCAGUGGUAUCACGACUUCCUUUUGUCCAAGAGCAGCUGUCUGCCCUCUUUGAUCUAAUCCCAGGACUGGAGUACUGUGAUAUUCAGCGAGAUCCUCAUACUAAUAAUGGAUAUGCUGUGAUUCAGUACAGUAGUGCUGCGUCAGCUAUAUACGCCAAGUGUAAAUUACAUGGUUUUGAGUACCCUCCUGGAAAUCGAUUAACUGUCACCUUCCUAGAAGAUGGAAGUGAUAGCUCAGACCUCAUUAGAAGAAUGGCAACAGAGCUAGUAACAGCACACAUGUCAUCACUGUUGUGGAAUAAUAAUUCAAUUUCUCAGCAGUGUAGGACACCUCCUCAGGCAUUUGGAGGAACUUCUGGCUCACAGUUAAUUCAACCCCAAACAGAUGCCAUACUUCCACCACACAAAAAAAAAGUUCCACCUGACACUUCUGUGAAGGAAAGGCUUUUCAUACUAUUUAAUCCCCAUCCUUUACCCAUAAAUGUAUUGGAAGAUGUGUUCUGUCGUUUUGGACACCUGAUAAAAGUUUACCUUGUGGCUGGAAAAAAUGUGGGCUAUGCGAAAUUUGCAGACAGAGCAAGUGCCAGUGAUGCCAUAACUGCAUUGCAUGGAAAGGUUGUGAAUGGUGUCAGGCUUAAAGUAAGAUUGGCAGACUCACCUACAGAAGAAUCUAACAAACGUCAGAGAACUUACUAAGUGGAAACUAAAUAAUGACAUGACCCUCAGCUAGCUGACUGACUGACUGAAAACGUGACUAGACAUGGUUCCUGUGGACAGUGACAACUUUUUAUUGUUACUUAGUUGAUCUUAUAUAUAUGGCAUUAUGUGUUUUAAAAAUGCAGACAUGUAGUUUUAAAAAUUAUCCAGACAUUUAAAAUUGUAAACUGAUGGUUGUUCUUGUAGUAGUCUGUCACCUUGUAUUAUAGAAAUAAAUCUUUGUGUUUGACUAAAUUCCUCCUCUAAAAUGGAAAUUACAAUGAUGGGGAAAAAAAAUGAGUCAGCAUUUUGUGGCUUAACUGGUUAACUGAUAAUGAUUCAGGUUAUAACUGCCAAAGUAGAAGGCACUUUCAGUGGUCGGAAUUACAGUGAAAAUUGAAGCACAGCAGUAGAUUAAAAGAAAGUGAAUAAUUAUUCCAGAAACUACUGGCACAUCAGAUAGUAUUCAGCCAGAUUUGGGAAAACAGCAGUACUCCAGAUUCAGGUAUGCUCUUAAGUAUUUUGUUGAUUUAGAUGAAAAGUAUUCAUUAUGCUCUAUAUACUGCUUAGUGUAAAGGACAUUUGACUGUGAGUCAGAGGACUGAGCUACUGAAACUUAAGCAUGCUUAUUUUGAUGUCUUUUGAUUGUAAUUGUGGGGAAAGUAUAGAGCUUGGAUUUUUUUUUCCUUGUUUGUGUUUUUUUUUUUUUUUUUUUAAGAAUCUUGCUGGGAAUAUGCUGUUUGAGUAAGAAUUGGAUAAUUCAGUAUUUCAGCAGGACCAUUGGUGAAGAGUAAACUAAGAUAGUUCAAAUAAGUAUUUGUAUAGAUAACUUUCAAAUACCAGCUUUUCUGUGCAUUUUGGAAUGCCAUUUGUCGAGUUGAAAAUGUCCUGGUUAUUAAAAGGUAUAACUACUGGCCUAAAGAAUUGAUCCAUAUGUUAGAGCACUAAGUGUAGAUUUGGGGUGCAUAAAUAUGUUUUAUUUUUAUUCCCCUGUGUGUAUGCAGAACACUGAAUUUCUUCUACUUAGUAAAUUCUAAUUGCAUGUACACUGUGGGACAAGCAUGCUGUGAUACACCUCCUUUCCAAGCUCCUCCAGUUCACCUCCCUUAAUCAUCAACAUGGAGGACCUACUGGAGCAUCCUGGAGACCCAUACCUGAGCAGCUUUAGGACUGUUUCCUUCCAAAGAAAUUCCAGACAUACAGGGAAAUAGUGGUGUGAAUUCAGGUCUCACUCCCUUAGUUACCAGGCAUGCAGGAUAGUCAAACGAUAGCCAGCGAGUACAACUUCAGAGGUUGAGGGUUGUAUGCCCUGAGAAUGGGGUUGUUGUCACAGAUGAGAAAGAGUAAACAACAUGCUGUAGUGGAUCUAGAUGCUGAGCUUUAUUUAAGAACCAACAAGAUCAGGGCUUAUACCCUACCUGAUUAUUUCACAUGCUUGCUUGUGAGCAAUCUCUGCAGUGUUAGGUUCACUUAGUCUUGACUUCCUUCCCAGCGGGGAGAUUGCAGCUGCUCCAGGGAGGUCAGGCAGAGAAUUGCUUUGGUUUGUGCUGUGCCACUGCUCCCAGCUACCAAUCUUGGCUAUUACUGGCCAAGGGCAUUCUUCAGCAUUCAUCUCCCCCACAUCUCUGAUCUACGUCCCGGAGUUUCCCCCACAUCCCGACUCUUCACCUUCUCAGGCUCCUUUCUUCUUUCUGACAACAUCAGGAACCCUUUUUGGCCUCCUUUCCAGUGCCCCAAUUGAACAUUUCUCCCAAUCUAAAUAGCCACUGUGCCGAAGCACAAGGCCCCCUAAUUGGAGGUUUUGUCUAAUGUCUCUUCAUUAAUUUAAGCUAUUUUUCACCUAUGACAGAUGGUCUCCUUUUCUUGUUUUUCAAAGAUAAAGGAUGUGAGAAGGUAUGCGGUAAUACUUGUGAUUAUAAGUAGCUCAGAGAUGGGGCGGGAGAGACUGCUUUUAAAUUUACUGUUUUGCAGUAGCGAAAGACCUGUACCCUUUAAGGCAAACAUCCUGGUUAGGGUUUAGUUACGGGGUUGGGGCAGUAAUGGUAAGGGGCAGAAGAACAGAGAUUUUGAUGCAAUGUUUUUAAUUGGAUGAUAUGCUUGCUUACAGCUUACCACUUUCAUUUUCAGUGCUUUACAAUCAGUUAUCUCAAAAUACAGCAGUACAAGCCUAGAUUAGCCAUCUAGUAAUGAAAUGAGAGUUCAGCUACUGCUAAAUCAAUGCAGUUAGAACGUUAUAUACAGGCAGAAUAUAUAACUAUUUAUGCAGCAAAUAUUUUAAAGCAUGCUUUAUUUGUAAUAUGUAGUGAAUACAAGAAUAUACUUGUAGUUUCUAUAAGAUAGUCACAUUCAGAUAGUCUUUAUUUAUUUCCUACCACCUUUUUAUAAAGAGAUAUAAAUAAAAUCUCUUGCAUUAGAGAGGAUGUAUGAGAAUAAGAGGGCUACUGCUGCAUUUGGUUCAGAAGUUUAAAGUGGCAGAAACUAUUUUAAAAGCACAAAGCAAUAUUCUUUUUUAAGUUAAAAGAACACUAGAAUAAGAUUGCACAAUCAGAUGCACAGAUACUAGGAAGCUGCAAAACAAAUUUCCUAAGAAACCUUAUUUUGCUCAUCUCCGUUCUAAUAUGGAUUCUGAUGCAGUCCUUCUGACUCACCAGCAGUUUUAUCCCACCACCAAGAGCAGUCGCCUCAUUCAGCACAAAUGAUGAAAUUGAAUCGGGUCUGUAAAAUCGAGUGUCUGUAAAAUGCCUGCCUACAACUUGUUGUAGAUGUUGGAAAUUAUGUAGUGAAUGAAACUAAUUUAUGAUUGAUUAAACUUGGAGAAUCAGA
Rhea pennata is the source of this 4366-nucleotide messenger RNA. RefSeq names its product RNA binding motif protein 45 (gene RBM45). Bases 17 to 1543 code for a protein of 508 amino acids. The record is from RefSeq and is a predicted model, not a curated record. Gene Ontology annotation, molecular function: RNA binding. The transcript is spliced from 10 exons. NCBI's taxonomy places the organism in Eukaryota, Metazoa, Chordata, Aves, Rheiformes, Rheidae.